CCACGAUUACCCCUCGUUUGCCGGUCGCUCUUUUCAUCACGCCGGUUCUCUCGCUCGGCCAUCAUGGAGAGUCGCCAACAGCCUCCCUGGCAGCAACCCCCUGCUCAUCCCGACACUCGUCUGCCCUCCCUCAAAGUAUGGAACUCCCUCACCAGAUCUAAGACGCCCUUUGUGCCAUUGGACCCCAAAGGCCGGAAAGUUAAGUGGUACGCUUGCGGUCCGACAGUCUACGACGAUGCGCAUCUGGGUCAUGCCAGAAACUAUGUCAGCACCGAUAUCCUGCGUCGAAUCCUCAGGGAUUACUUCAAGUUCGACGUCGAGUUUGUCAUGAACAUCACCGAUGUCGAUGACAAGAUCAUCCUGCGCGGUAGACAACAGCACUUGUUCAACAAGUACAUUGCCGAGCACCCCACCGUUACGCCCGAAGUCCUCGAAACCGCCCGCAAAGCAUACAGCGCCUACAUCAAGAAGAACCUUCCCCUGGUCGAUCCCGAAACCAAGCCGGAGAACUUUGUCGCGGAAGCCGAGAAGGUCUAUGGAGUUGUUCUGCAGGGAGGGGCCCUGGAGGCAGACAAGAAGCCCGGUGAUGCGGAGGUCAAGAUCAAGAUGCACAUCAAGACUGUGACAGCCACAACGUCGGCGAUUGCGGAGGCCACCCAGAAGCUCUCGGGCAUCGAUGCUGCCUCCAGCAAGGCUUUCUACGACGCGGCCCAGGAUGUCUUCUGCUUCUAUCUUGAUGUGACGGAGGGUUCUACAAUUCCAGGCGAUGCGCACGAGAUCUUCACGAAACUGACGAAGAAGUACGAAGAUCACUUCAUGAGGGAUAUGCGGGAUCUCAACGUCCUUGACCCCGAUGCCGUGACCAGAGUCACCGAAUACGGCCAGCAGAUUGCCGACUUCGUCGAGAAGAUUGUCGCGAACAAGUUCGGUUAUGUUACCUCCGAUGGCUCCGUCUAUUUCGACAUCAAGGCGUUCGAAGAAGCUGGAAACCACUAUGCGCGACUUGAGCCUUGGAACCGCAACAACCAGCCUCUGCUGAGGGACGGCGAGGGCGCACUGUCGCGAGCAACCGAGAAGAAGUCUUCGGAUGAUUUUGCCCUCUGGAAGGCAUCCCGUCCGGGUGAGCCCAGCUGGUCAAGCAAGUGGGGUCAAGGACGGCCAGGCUGGCACAUCGAGUGCUCGGCAAUGGCAUCGAGCUGCCUUGGUAGCCAGAUCGAUAUCCACUCCGGUGGUAUUGACCUGGCAUUCCCUCACCACGACAACGAGCUUGCGCAGAGUGAAGCCUACUGGUGCGAGCAUAAGCAGCAGUGGGUUAACUACUUCCUGCACAUGGGUCAUCUGUCCAUCCAGGGUUCCAAGAUGUCGAAAUCAUUGAAGAACUUCACCACUGUCAAGGAAGCUCUCGAGCGCGGUGACUACACUCCUCGUAGUUUGAGAAUCGUCUUCUUGCUUGGUGGGUGGCGUGAUGGUGUCGAAAUCACCGAUGAUCUCAUCAAGAAUGCCUCUUCUUGGGAAGAAAAGCUCAACAACUUCUUUGUCAAAGCGAAGGACCCCUCUAGCUUCCGCUCCUCUGACGAGGCGCCGACUUCUUCCUCCGAGACCUUGGCACAGGCCCUCAAGUCCACACAAGAGAAGGUCCACGAAUACUUCUGUGACUCCUUUGACACCCCCAAGGUCAUGGCCGCCAUUUCUGAGUUGGUCACGACGUUCAACGCCCUUGACAGCCAAACCCUGGAUCUCAAGAUAGUCGAAUCCAUGGGUACAUGGGUCACCCAGAUUGUUACUAUCUUUGGCUUGAAUGGCGCGGCCUCUCCUGACAACUGUGGCAUCGGCUGGGAAGGCACUGACAUUCCGGAAGCAGCCAAACGUUUCCUAUACCCACUGUCCGCCAUGCGUGACACUCUGCGCCAAGCUGCCAUGUCUGGAACUCCCAUCACCGCUGAGCAGGUGAAAGAUAUUGUGGACAUUUCUGCUACCAAGGAAGCAACUGUGUCCGAUUCUGACAAGCCCUACUCCGAAGUCCUGGACAAUUUCACUUCUCAAUUAGCCUCGCUAAGCUUGGACGAUUCCAAGCAGGCUUCCAAGGACAUACUUUCUCUCUGCGAUCGCUUGCGUAAUGUCGAUCUAUUCAACCUGGGCAUUUACCUGGAAGACCGCGAAAACAAGCCCGCGCUCGUCCGUCCUGUCACCAAGGAUAUGCUGCAGGCCCGCGAGGAACAAGCUCGUAAAGCCUUGUUGAAGCAGCAAGAGAAGGAGAAGCAAGAGAAGCUUGCCCAGGAACGGCUCGAGAAAGGAAAGCUCAAUCCCGUGGAAAUGUUCCGCACCAGCGAAUACAGCGCCUGGGACGAAGACGGCAUUCCCACGAAAGAUGCUACGGGAGAGCCUCUCGCCAAGAGUAAGAGCAAGAAGCUCCGGAAAGACUGGGAGCGCCAGAAGAAGGCCCACGAAGCCUGGCUUGCAAGCCAGAAUGGAAAAUGAUAGAUUAUACGAAUCAAUGAAUAAUACACCAUCCAUCUUGGUUGACCCAGAAGGAUCAUCAUUCUUAAGUCCGACGUGCACCAUCAUUUGAAAGUCAUACAUUCGUCAUCUUGACCUAAACAUUCAUCGUGAGGUAAACAUGCCAGUAGCACUACGCACCAGUUAUGAAACAGCCAUAUUCCUCUCUGCGGCUUGUUCUGUAUCCUCUAUGUACAUCCAAGUUCAUUUCAGAAUCCCUAGCCCUGGAAAUCUCUUGGCCUCCUGGAAACAGGCAACUCGAUACUACCCAAGGUUUACAGACACUUGUCAUCAGACCAUCCUAUGAUGGCUCUCGACAAUGCUAGACGUGUCUACAUGACGCGUAGUGUCACGGCCCGGAUUUCCCAAGAUGCAAACAAGUUUUACAACCUCCCACUCGAGGUAU
Aspergillus eucalypticola CBS 122712 is the source of this 2902-nucleotide messenger RNA. Its product is annotated as cysteine--tRNA ligase. Lineage: Eukaryota; Fungi; Ascomycota; Eurotiomycetes; Eurotiales; Aspergillaceae. Bases 64 to 2478 code for a protein of 804 amino acids. The transcript has 3 exons. Gene Ontology annotation, molecular function: cysteine-tRNA ligase activity; ATP binding. Gene Ontology annotation, biological process: cysteinyl-tRNA aminoacylation. Gene Ontology annotation, cellular component: cytoplasm. The record is from RefSeq and is a predicted model, not a curated record.